Messenger RNA from Saprolegnia diclina VS20, 1244 nucleotides. Its product is annotated as aminobutyraldehyde dehydrogenase. The record is from RefSeq and is a predicted model, not a curated record. Lineage: Eukaryota; Oomycota; Saprolegniomycetes; Saprolegniales; Saprolegniaceae. Gene Ontology annotation, molecular function: (S)-2-hydroxy-acid oxidase activity; (S)-2-hydroxyglutarate dehydrogenase activity. Gene Ontology annotation, cellular component: mitochondrion. The transcript is spliced from 9 exons. Bases 1 to 1128 code for a protein of 375 amino acids.
AUGGCGUCCGCCAAGCUCGUCGCCGUCAUUGGCAGUGGCGCGGUGGGCCUCGCCGUCGCUCGGUCUGCGGCGCGUCGCGGCUUGCAGGUUAUCGUCCUCGAGCAGCACGCCGCCAUUGGCAUGGAGUGUUCGUCGCGCAACAGCGAGGUGAUCCACGCGGGCUUGUACUAUGCGCCGCAGAGCCAGAAGGCGGCGCUUUGCGUGCAAGGCAGACAGCUCAUGUACGACUUUUGCCGCGACUUUCACGUGCCAUUUCAGCGCUGCGGCAAGCUCGUCGUGGCGUCGUCGGCCGACCAAAUGCAGCAGCUCCACGCGCUUCGGGCCAAAGCGAACGCGAACGGCGUCACAGACGUCCGCCUGCUCUCGGCUUCGGACGUGCAUGCGCUCGAGCCCGACGUCGUGGCCCAUGGCGCGCUAUUGUCGCCGUCGACGGGUAUUGUCGACUCGCACGCGUUCAUGCUUGCUGUGCAAGGAGACGCGGAGACCCAUGGCUGCGACUUUGCACUCAACUGCACGGUUGCUGGUGGGCGCGCCAACGCCGACGGCACGUUUGACGUGGUGACGCACCCGACCAACGACCCGAGUGCCACCGAUGUCAUCACGUGCGACGCAGUCGUCAACGCUGCAGGGCUAGGCGCCCCGCGCCUCGCAGCGCUCUUUGAAGGCACACGACAGCCAUUUGGCAUCGCCGAGCCGACAGUGUUUGCCAAGGGCUCGUACUUUAAGCUCGGCGGCGUUGCCCGCGUGCCAUUCCAGCACUUGAUCUACCCUGUCCCUGAAAAGGGCGGUCUUGGCGUGCAUGCCACGCUCGACCUCGACGGCAACGUCCGGUUCGGCCCUGACGUCGAGUGGGUUUCCGCCAUCGACUACCAGGUCAACCCCGACAAGGCGGCGGCAUUUGCUGCUCGCAUCCGCGACUAUUGGCCAGGCGUCACAGACGCCGAGCUCAUUCCAGACUACAGCGGGAUUCGCCCCAAGAUCGUUGGGCCUGGCGACCCGGACGCCGACUUUUGCAUCCGCGACGGAGCGAAGAAGGGACUCGUGCAUCUUCUCGGCAUCGAGUCGCCAGGACUGACGUCGUCGCUCGCGAUCGGCGACGCUGUCGCCUUGCGUCUUGCGGCCCUUUAACAAUGUACACGCUGUCCUUCUCGGACGCGUGCCACGUUGUUGGGUUAUAUACCAUAACGUAGUGCUAUUCUUUGGAGCUUAGCUACGACUCAACAUGUCUUGCAGUGUGCGCAGGA